AUGUCUCGACGCAUUGCGACCUCCUGGAGCAAGCAGCUGCCCCAAUUCCUGCAGACCCGAGCAGGCACGGCGUCACGCCUCCCAGCUUCCGCGACGUCAUCAUACCACCACCUUGCUACUACUACUGCCACCACCACCACCACCAACGCCCUUCCCCAGCAGCAGCAACGCCGCCUGCUCUCCACCUCGCCCCGGCUCAGCAAGAAGUCGGGCAAGGCCAACCUUUCGCACGCCCGCUCCGACAGCGCGCCGCCGGUCAACAAUGCGCACACGGCCACGCCCACCGACGACGCGUACGACCUGUCGACCAUGGAGUCGCAGAUCCUGCGCGCCAUGGAGCGCCUGACGCACGACCUGUCGGAGCUGCGCGCCGGCGGCCGCUUCAACCCGGAGCACCUGGAGAAGCUCAAGGUGACGCUGAAGCCGACGGGCAGCGCCCUGGACGGCAAGGAGACGCACCCGCUCGGCGACCUGGCUCAGGUCAUCCCCAAGGGCCGCAUCAUCACCGUCGUGGCCGGAGACGAGGAGUACAUCAAGCCCCUCAUGUCGACCAUCCAGGCCUCGCCCUACUCGCUCACGCCACAACCCCCCAAAUCUGACGCCCCCACCACCAUUACGGUGCCCAUCCCGCCGCCGACGGGCGAGUCGCGCAAGAAGGCGCUCGACGCGGCCAAGGCGGCCGAGACGACGGCUCUGCAGGCCGUGCAGAAUGCGCGUGCGGCGCACCAGAAGAAGCUGCGCACGCUCGAGGUCGAGAAGAAGGUGCGGCCGGACGAUGUGAAGAAGGCGAAGAAGCUGAUGGACGAGACGGCCAAGAAGGGCCAGGAGGAGGUCAAGCACAUUGUCGACGGCGCGAGGAAGGUGCUUGAGAGUCAGUAG
Molecule: messenger RNA, 879 nt
Organism: Lasiodiplodia theobromae
Lineage: Eukaryota; Fungi; Ascomycota; Dothideomycetes; Botryosphaeriales; Botryosphaeriaceae
Product: Ribosome recycling factor
Exons: 3
Coding region: 1-879 (292 amino acids)
Biological process (GO): translation
Cellular component (GO): mitochondrion
Molecular function (GO): ribosomal large subunit binding
Source: RefSeq, a predicted model, not a curated record